CUUCACUUCAAUUUCGUCACAACAAAAACAAAACAAAUAAAUAAAAAGAAGCGGUUAUGGAGAAGAACUCCGUGAGAUCUGAUCAUCAAUACAAUCGGAGCAGCCAGAAGGCCGCCAUCGAAGAGGAUAGAAGCGAGAUUUCAGUUAUGGAUCUGAGGAAAAGCACUACGCCUAAGGCCGCCUCCGCCGUCGCCUCAAAGAAGCCGGCGGACGCCGCCGUGAAGAAGGCGGUUGCGCCACCGGCAAAGAAGCUGGAACGAAAGCCGACGACGGAAGAUAUAAACCAAAGCGCGGAAGCAUUCAUCCAAAAGUUUAAGCAUCAGCUGCUCCUUCAGAGGCUCGAGUCCAUUGAGAACUACGAACAAAUGCUUAGGAGAGGAACAUGAUAGACACAUACAUACUUAUAUGCAUAUAUAUACAGGUAUUUCCUAUGGUGUGAAUUGGCAUCGGUGAGUAAUAUAUGAGUAUUAUGAAUUUGUGAUAAUGAUACUUAUUAUAUUUAAAUAUACUAUAUAUGGUUAUAUUUGUUAUUAUGAACACCGAUGCAAUGAAUAUCAUAUAAAAAUCCUAUGGAUAUGCGUGUGAGAUAACACCUUAUUUAUUUUAUUGUAUUUUAAGAUUAUUACGUUGAAUUAUGUCUUCUUAAUAUUGAAUAGUUUUGUAAUAAAAGCAAUUAUCAUCUAUUAUCAC
Ipomoea triloba (trilobed morning glory) is the source of this 690-nucleotide messenger RNA. Its product is annotated as pathogen-associated molecular patterns-induced protein A70. Bases 57 to 386 code for a protein of 109 amino acids. The record is from RefSeq and is a predicted model, not a curated record. The transcript has a single exon. NCBI's taxonomy places the organism in Eukaryota, Viridiplantae, Streptophyta, Magnoliopsida, Solanales, Convolvulaceae.